UUCGUCAGUGAAUUUAGUCAUAAAAAUAUUAACAAAUUUUUAACAAAACCUAUAUGUAUAGUUUAUCUAUUUAUAUUUAUAUUAUUUUAGUUACAUUUAAAUUACAAUGGUCACUACUAAAUCUAAAAUAGGUUUUGGGUCUAGUGUGAAACGUUUUGGCAAGAUAACGGUUCAUCCAAAACUAGAUCCAAGUGGUUUGUUUACUAUAAGACCCAAUGGCUGUGAUCCAUGUCUAUACCAUCCCCAGCCUAUACACAAAAUCUUUGAAGUAAACAAAAACAGAAAAUCCGCAAAAGAUCUUUGGAGAUACAAGAAAGAAUUAGAGGAGUGGGCGCGUAACUUGGGGUAUAGAAAUCAAAGGGUUCUAGAACAACGAAAAUUGCAACGUUCUUUGUUGGGACCAGCGUGGCAUGACAUUCCGUUGGUCACAAAAUAUGAACCGGCUUGCAAGAACCUUGGUUUUGGACGAACUCCACGAAGUCGGUCUUUGAAAAAUAGAAUUCCUGGACCGGGUACGUAUUACAAUACAGCACCGUACAAAGUUCCUUAUGGGCCGCAUUCUACUAGACCUACUUUUGAUCGAGAUGAGCUAUGCCGAUUCAAAGAUACCUCUCUGAAGUGGUCGUUGGCGCCUAACCGUUAUACUAUAGUAGAUAAAGAAUGCAUCGAACAAAAGUCUAAUAAAGUUGUAUCGUUGCGAAGUCCAUAUGAUCUCUUUACUGGAAAACGGGACGGUAGCACCAUAAAAAAUCACUUUAGUACAUCAUUGAGGUGCGCAGCUGCAACUUGGCCGAUAGCUCUAAAAGGCACCUUGGAAAAAUAUAAGAAAAGUCAUUUUGGCGUCAUGAAUAAAACGAGUAGGAGCCAACCGUAUCGGGGGCGAAAUGCUCUAGUUGAUAUUUCGAUGUGUUUAAAAUGUCCGGAGGAGCCGGGCCCAGCGCAUUUAAAUAUUAAUAAACCGAAAUUUUUCAAACAGAACAAGCAAGGUUUUAACAGUUCGUACGACAAGCCGCCAGGGUAUAAACGAGUGGUCGUUUGGCCUGGCGUCGGUAGGUAUAAUAUCAAAGGCGUGAGCUGUGGUGUUAUUGGGCAGGGACAUCGGCAUGUAUUUUUAAGCAAGUCGGACAGGACGAUUGGCGCCAUUAUACAACAACCUAUGAACACCUUCUAAAUGAUGAUUACUCAGUAGGUAGCUUCUAUUUGUAUUUCAUUGUAUUUCUAGAUAAAUUAUAUAGGUAAUUAAAAUUAAUAUAACUAGUACUAACUAAUAUAAUAUUUAUCCUGUUAACAUAAAAAUAACUAUUACAAUGCCAGCUUCAACCUAUCAAUUCUUGAAUCAAUCA
This is a messenger RNA of Galleria mellonella (greater wax moth), 1343 nucleotides long. Its product is annotated as lymphocyte expansion molecule-like. The transcript has a single exon. The coding region runs from base 107 to 1171 and encodes 354 amino acids. Lineage: Eukaryota; Metazoa; Arthropoda; Insecta; Lepidoptera; Pyralidae. The record is from RefSeq and is a predicted model, not a curated record.